AUUUUAUCUGCAUUGACCUACAUAAGCUAUACAGACUAGAUUAUAAACAGUGACUACGGAGUAUAAAACAGAUAUUUCUCGCACUUACAUAUAUUUAAAGUUCAACUAUGUCUCGUUCUGGAACCUGCCUUACGUUUUUCGUGAAUGGAAAGAAGAUUUGUGAAACAAGUCCAGAUCCAAAGUGUACACUUCUGCAGUAUCUCCGGCGAACACUUUUUUUACCAGGCACAAAAGAAGGGUGUGGUCAUGGAGGAUGUGGAUCGUGCACUGUGAUGGUGUCUAGAUAUGAUUUUACCAGCAAGCGCAUUAAGUAUCCUAAGAUUGCCACCUGUUUCUCAUAGCUGGUGAAUUUG
Messenger RNA from Ruditapes philippinarum (Manila clam), 353 nucleotides. Its product is annotated as xanthine dehydrogenase-like. Gene Ontology annotation, molecular function: oxidoreductase activity; iron ion binding; 2 iron, 2 sulfur cluster binding. NCBI's taxonomy places the organism in Eukaryota, Metazoa, Mollusca, Bivalvia, Venerida, Veneridae. The record is from RefSeq and is a predicted model, not a curated record. The coding region runs from base 108 to 341 and encodes 77 amino acids. The transcript is spliced from 3 exons.